AUGAACGAUCGCGAACCGCUCGAAGAAGAGGCCGCGCUCCUCGACGCGUUGGACNAUUACAUCUCGUGGGAGGAACGGUGCGACGAACGUCUAGAGACAAUGAGAGAAGAGUGCAGUAGAAAACGCCCGCGACCGUCCAUAGGUGUGAUAACUUGGCACGUCGCUCGUAUUGCGCGACUCGAAAGUUUGCGCGCAACCCUCCGCGAACGAUUCGCGCACGUGGGCGCGGGUGUCGAGAGUGCGGGACUCGCAUGGAUCGAAGUCGAGACAGCGUUUAAAAAUCGUUUGGUGACCGGUAUUGUGGUGAACAAAUCGUUCAUCGAGCCCCGUCGAUUUCUCGAAGCCGCUAGAGACACGGUGCUCGCGCGCGUUCAUCGAGCGAUAGAGCGGCACGCUAGCAUGAAAGUGAACACAGUGUUCAACGGGAAGUUUGUCGCGGGUGAAAAAACUAGUGUAAAAUCGUUCAAUACACACAAUUGCGCAUUGUAUCACUCGUCGGAUCUGCGCGAGUGGUACAAUCGAGAUGUGAUGGAUGCAACAAUGAUCACUCUGGAGGAGUUCCAGGAACACGACAGCGGCUGGGCGUUGACGCAGAUACUGAACCUCACAGUGAACGUGAACAGUCACAAUCCGAUGCGCGCGGGAUGUCAGAUUAAAAUGCCACGCGAGGUUCAGCUCAAACACGCGGUAGUGAACGUACAAUCGCGGGACAAUGCGUGUUUCGCGUGGGCAGUGGUCGCUGCGUUGUAUCCUAGUAACAAAAACUCUAAUCGAGUGUCACAAUACCCCGCGUACGCGAGUGUGUUGAACCUUGAUGGAAUAGAGUUUCCAAUGACAUUGCGCCAAAUCGCGGGUUUCGAACGCAACAACAACGUGUCCGUAAACGUGUUCACGGCGGCGGAACAGGGACAUGGAUACGUGCCGCUGCAUCUCACAUCGAACAAGAAGGAGAAGCAUGUGAAUCUGCUGUAUGUUCCCGAUCAACACAACGGACGCGUGAGACACUUCGCGUGGAUAAAAAAUAUAUCGCGAUUAGUCAGCUCGCAGUUGAGCAAGACAAAACAAAUAAAAUACAUAUGCGACCGAUGUCUACACUACUUCUACACGAGCGAUAAGCUGGCGGAAUGGGUUCCAAUUGUGGUGUACGCCGACUUGGAGUGCGUACUCGAGAAACAGGACAAAGAGGAGAACGCAUCGAGUGCGCACAAGUACCAAAAACACAGUGUAUUCAACAUUGGUUAUUACGCGAACUGCGAGCACAUUGACAUUGGAUAUAGAUCGCAUAGAGGAGAGAACUGUGUGCGGUGGUUCGUAAACGAACUGCACGAUCUCGCGAAACGAGCAAAGACCUUGUUCGCGACAAAUGUGCCCAUAGCGAAUCUCACACCGGUGGAGCUCGAGCUGUUUAGGAACGCUAAGUGUUGCCACGAUGUGGCAACCGCUUUCGAGGGUGAGAUCAACGUGCUGUCCGUGACAAAAGAGACCUACAUAUCGUUCACGAAACAUGUGAGCAGUACUCGAGAUGAAGACAAUCAGAAGUGUGUGCAACUGCGGUUCAUCGAUUCGUACAAAUUUCUGAGCACAAGCUUAGAAAAGCUCGCGUCCUAUCUCGACAAGAGCAAACUGCGAGUGACUAGAACGGAAUUCAGCGAUCUCUCCACCGAGGACUUCGAACUGCUCACGCGAAAAGGUGUGUUUCCAUACGAAUAUGUGGACAGCGUCGACAAAUUGUUGGAAACAAGUUUGCCACCACGCGAGGUGUUUUACAGUUCGCUGACCGGUGAGACUGUGACGGAGAGCGAGUACGCGCACGCGACGAACGUCUGGCAACAAUUCAACAUCAACAAUUUGGGAUCAUACAGCGACCUGUAUCUGAAGACAGACGUACUCUUGCUGGCCGAUGUAUUCGAAAAUUUCCGUCGCGAGUGCCUCACGAGUUACGGACUGGAUCCCGCGCACUACUACACGCUGCCGGGAUAUACAUGGGACGCCAUGUUGAAGCACACUCGUGUGACGUUCGAGCUGCUGACCGACAUCGACAUGAUGAUGUUUGUGGAACGCGGCAUACGCGGCGGUCUGAGUCAAUGUUCGAACAGAUACGCCCGCGCCAACAACAGGUACGCGCAAUCGUACGAUCUAUCCGAACCGACGUCGUAUCUGAUGUACUGCAACGUUAACAAUCUCUAUGAAUGGGCGAUGUGUCAACCGCUUCCAUAUGGUAACUUUGCGUGGGUGGAGAACGCGUACGAGUUCGACGUGACAACUGUAGCAGCGGACAGCGAUGUUGGCUACAUACUCGAGGUCGAUCUGACAUAUCCAAAAGAACUGCAUGACGCGCACAGAGAUCUACCUUUUUGUCCGACGCGCGAGGAACCACCUGGUAAACAUAGAAAGAAUCACAUCAAACUGCUCGCCACAGUGUUCAACAAGAAGCGAUAUGUGAUUCACUACCUCAACCUGCAGCAGUGUCUGCGACAUGGGCUUCGUCUGACACGAAUACAUCGAGUACUGCGGUUCUCGCAAUCACCUUGGCUGCGCGGAUACAUCAAACUGAAUACCCGAUUCCGCGCGAACACCACCAACGAGUUUACAAAGAACUAUAAAAUUAUAGAAAGGCAACGUAUGCUGUUCUUAAAAACGCCGAUCAAGAUACAAAAUAAAGAUGUUAUGUGGUAG
Molecule: messenger RNA, 2676 nt
Organism: Pseudomyrmex gracilis
Lineage: Eukaryota; Metazoa; Arthropoda; Insecta; Hymenoptera; Formicidae
Exons: 5
Coding region: 1-2676 (891 amino acids)
Biological process (GO): DNA replication
Molecular function (GO): nucleotide binding; DNA binding; DNA-directed DNA polymerase activity
Source: RefSeq, a predicted model, not a curated record